AUGGGCGGGGCUGAGGCGCCUCUCAUUUCCCCUCCAUGCUUAGCGGGGCAGCAGGGCUGGAGAGACCUCCGGGGAGCACAGUCGCCAGUCCACCACGGAGACCCGCCUGGCCAAAAAAACGCGCCUCACACUUGCCAGGAUUGCCAGAUAUUCCUGAAAAAUAUACCUGCUAUUUAUGGCAUGUGGCUUGUAACUUUACUCCUGCUGUACUCUCUCCAAGAAGUACACAGUGAGGAUGUGGGCUCUACCAGGCUGUACUUUGUGAAUGCCUCCCUGCAAAGGGUAACCUACUCAAGCUCGGUGGGGGUGUCCCUGCCCUGUCCAGCAGGGGGCACCCCUAGUGCCAUACUGCGCUGGUACCUGGCCACUGGCGACGACAUCUACGACGUGCCCCACAUCCGCCAUGUGCAUGCCAAUGGCACCCUGCAGCUGUACCCCUUUUCGCCCUCUGCCUACAACAGCUACAUCCACGACAACGACUACUUCUGCACUGCCGAAAACCAGGCCGGCAAGAUCCGCAGCCCCAACAUCCGCAUCAAAGCUGUUUUCAGGGAGCCCUACACUGUGCGGGUGGCGGACCAACGCUCAAUGCGGGGCAACGUAGCUGUGUUCAAGUGCCUCAUCCCUGCUGCUGUGCAGGAGUACGUCAGUGUUGUAUCCUGGGAAAGAGACACCGUUUCCAUUGUCCCAGGUAACAGGUUCUCACUGACAUCCUUCGGGGCUCUUUACAUCUCUGAUGUUCAAAAAGAGGAUGCCCUCUCCACAUACCGGUGCAUCACCAAGCAUAAAUACAGCGGCGAGACACGGCAAAGCAAUGGAGCCAGGCUCUCUGUAAUGGACCCCAACGAGUCCGCACCCACCAUCCUGGACAGUUUCCAAGCAGGGGAGGUGUACGCAGGCCAGAGUAUUGAGCUCCCUUGCAUAGCAGGAGGUUACCCAAGCCCCACUGUGCGCUGGCUAAAAGAUGGUCGCCCACUGCCCUCAGAUGCCCGCUGGACACGGCGAUUGACAGGACUGACCAUCAGUGACCUGAGGCAAGAAGACAGCGGCAGCUAUGCAUGCGAGGUCACCAACAGUUUUGGCUCAAAGGAGGUGUCUGGACAGCUUCAUGUGAUAGAUCCACUACGAGUGACCUUGUCCCCCAAGAAUCUGAAAACAGGCAUCAGCAGCACACUGUUCUUCACCUGUACUGUGGAAGGCUCUCCAGAAUACACCAUCACCUGGUACAGGAACACAGAGCCAAUUGUCCCGGACGAGCACAUCUCCAUUCAAGGACAACACAAUGACACCCUGCAGAUCACUGCAGCUCAAAAGCUUCACUCCGGGGCCUACCAGUGCUUUGCUUCCCGAAAGGGCCACACUGCUCAGGACUUUUCCAUUAUUCUGCUCGAGGAUGGUACUCCUCGUAUUGUGUCUUCCUUCAGCGAGCGGGUGGUAAACCCCGGCGAGCCUUUCUCUCUCAUGUGUGCGGCCAAAGGAGCCCCACCCCCUUCCAUCACCUGGACACUGGACGAUGAGCCUGUGGUUAGAGAUUCAACCUACAAGACCAGCCAGUACACCCUGUCGGACGGCCUGACUGUGUCGCACGUCAACGUCAGCAGUCCACUCAUUCCGGAUGGAGGAGUGUAUCGUUGCGUCGCACGCAACUCGGCCGGUAGCGCCGAGUACCAAGCGCGCAUAAACGUAAGAGGUCCACCUCGAAUUAGACCCAUGCGAGACAUCACCGCAGUGGCCGGCAGGAAUACCUAUAUAACGUGCCGUGUGAUUGGGUACCCAUAUUACUCCAUUAAGUGGCUGAAGGACGGCAUGCAGCUGCCUGAUAAUCAUCGUCAAGUGGUGUUUGAGAAUGGCACAUUGAGGCUCACAGACGUGCAGAAGGGCGCAGAUGAGGGGACCUACUUGUGUAGCGUUUUGAUCCAGCCUCAGGUGUCAAUCAACCAGACUGUCCACGUCACUGUUAAAGUGCCACCGCUCAUCCAGCCCUUCGAUAUCCCCUCUACCUCAGUGGGGAAGCUCAUGUACAUCGCCUGUGUGGUGUCAUCUGGGGACAUGCCCAUACGCAUCACCUGGCACAAAGACGGCCAGCUUAUCGUGCCAGGCUCUGCCUCUGGUGUUGCAAUAGAGACCAAAGAGUUCAUGAGCUCCCUGCAAAUCUCCAAUGUGACACUGAAGCACAAUGGAAACUACACCUGCAUUGCCAGCAAUGCUGCUGCAACUGUCAGCUGGGAAAGACAGUUGAUUGUUACCGUACCACCCCGUUUUGUGGUGCAGCCCAACAAUCAAGAUUGCAUCUAUGGAAAAGCAGGAGUACUUAACUGCUCUGUGGAGGGUUACCCACCUCCGAAAGUCAUGUGGAAACAUGCGAAAGGGGUAGGAAACCCUCAGCAGUACCAUCCUGUCCCACUAACUGGCCGUAUCCAGAUCAUGUCAAAUGGUUCUCUGCUGAUCCGACAUGUUCUUGAAGACGACCGGGGGUACUACCUCUGUCAGGCCUCCAACGGAGUGGGCUCAGACAUCAGUAAAAGCAUGAUCCUUACUGUCAAGAUUCCUGCCAUGAUCACCAGCCACCCCAACACUACCAUGGCGAGGAAGGGCCAGAUCAAGGAGCUGAACUGCACAGCACGGGGCGAGCAGCCCAUUAUUAUCCGCUGGGAGAGAGGGGACACAGUCAUUGACGCAGAGAGAAACCCCCGUUACUCCAUCAGCAUCAACAAGAAGGGGGAUGAAGUCAUCUCCACCCUAAAGCUAAACCCAGCUGAGCGAGGAGACUCUGUCUUCUUCUCCUGCCAUGCCAUCAACUCCUAUGGAGAGGGCAGAGGGCUCAUUCAACUCACUGUACAAGAGCCACCAGAUCCUCCUGAGCUAGAAGUGAGGGAGGUGAAGGACAGAAGCAUGAACCUGCGCUGGAUCCAAAGGUUUGAUGGCAACAGCAUCAUCACCAGCUAUGAUAUUGAGUACAAAAACAAGUCAGACUCCUGGGAUCACAUGUACACAACUAGGAACAUCUCACCAACCAACAAUCAGGCCAACAUUGUAGAGUUGCACCCGGCAUGUGUUUAUAGCAUCCGCAUGUACUCCUACAACAAGAUUGGCCGCAGCCUUCCCAGCAAAGAGCUCACAAUCAGUACUGAAGAAGCACCACCUGACGGGCCACCGAUGGAUGUAAUCCUGCAACCGAUGACAUCUCAGAGCAUACGAGUUACAUGGAGGGCUCCAAAGAAGGAACUGCAAAACGGUGUGAUCCGAGGCUACCAGAUUGGUUACAGAGAGAACGGUCCAGGUAGCAAUGGGCAGUAUAGCAUUGUGGAGAUGAAAGCUACAGGCGACAGUGAAGUGUACACCUUAGACAACCUAAAGAAGUUUGCCCAGUAUGGGGUUGUGGUCCAGGCCUUCAACAGAGCUGGGACUGGCCCAUCCAGUACUGAGAUCAACGCUACCACUCUGGAAGAUGUGCCCAGCGAGCCUCCGCAGAACGUGAGAGCAAUCUCUGUGACAUCGGACGAGGCAGUAAUCACAUGGGCAGAGCCUCCACGGCUGACGCUGCACGGUGUGCUGAAAGGCUACCGGGUUGUGUUUUGGUCCCUCUUCCCUGACGGAGAAUGGGGAGAGAUGCAGAACAUUACCACCACACGUGAACAGGUGGAGCUGCGAGGGCUCGAGAAGUUCACUAACUACAGUGUUCAGGUGCUGGCCUACACACAAGCUGGAGAUGGGGUCCGCAGCAAUGUCCUGUAUAUCCAAACCCGAGAGGAUCUUCCUGGACCACCGGCUGGCAUCAAGGCAGUUCCCUCCUCUCCAAAUAGUGUGGUUGUGUCCUGGUUGCCUCCUCUCAAACCAAAUGGCAUUAUCCGCAAGUACACCAUCUACUGCUCCAGUCCAGGAUCUGGACAGCCAGCUCCCAGUGAGUAUGAGGCCAACCCAGAGAUGCUCUUCUACCGUAUCACGCACCUUACCCGCGGUAAACAAUACCUCAUCUGGGCUGCAGCUGUGACAACUGCUGGAAGAGGCAACAUUAGCGCAAAGGUCACAGUGGAGCCUGCUGGGAAAGUCCCAGCUAAGAUCCUGUCCUUUGGGGGCACCGUGACCACACCCUGGAUGAAGGAAGUACGUCUGCCCUGCAGCUCAGUGGGAGAGCCUACUCCCACGAUUAAAUGGACCAAAGACAGUGAGGACUCUGCCAUCCCUGUGACAGCUGACAGCCAGCGGCAAAUCCUAUCCAAUGGUACACUGGUGCUACGCUCAGUCAAAGCAGAGGAUUCUGGGUACUACACCUGUACGGCCACUAAUACCCUAGGCUUUGACACCAUCAUAGUGAACCUUGUGGUGCAAGUUCCUCCUGACCAGCCGCGUCUGACUGUCUCCACUACUUCCACUUCCUCCAUCACUCUGGCUUGGAUCCCUGGGGAUAAUGGAGGAAGCUCAAUCAGAGGAUUUGUGCUGCAGUAUUCUGUCGACAACACAGAGGAAUGGAGGGAUGUAUUCAUCAGCUCCAGCGAGCGUUCCUUCAGGUUGGACAAUCUCCGCUGUGGAACUUGGUACAAGGUCAAGUUGGCUGCCAAGAACAGUGUAGGCUCAGGGCGCAUCAGCGAGAUCAUUGAGGCAAAGACCCACGGAAGAGAACCAGUGUUUAACAAGGACCAGCCGCUGCUAACCCACAUCAACUCCACUCAUGCAGGGCUCAACCUACAGGGCUGGACCAGUGGGGGCUGCCCCAUCACUGACCUGAUGCUAGACUUUAGGCCCAAAGGUACUUGGGCCUGGCAGAGCCUCAAGGCCAAUUCCACAAAUCAGCUCUUCCUAAGUGAGCUACGAGAGGCCACCUGGUACGAGCUCAAAAUGAAAGCCUGCAACAGUGCUGGGUGUGGCAACCAGACCUCCCAGUUUGCCACAACUGACUACGAUGGCAGCACAAUCCCCCCUAUUAAAUCAGCUCGUGGCGAGGGGGAUGACGUGAAGAAGCUGUUUUCCAUCGGCUCUCCUGUCAUCCUGGUUACCCUGGGCGUUGCUUUGCUCUUCAUUAUACGCAAGAAACGCAAAGAGAAGAGGCUCAAACGACUUAGAGAUGCUAAGAGCCUUGCUGAGAUGCUUAUCAGCAAGAACAAUCGCAGUAUAGACACUCCAGUGAAGGGCCCUCCUCAAGGACCAAGGCUUCAUAUUGACAUCCCACGUGUCCAGCUACUCAUUGAGGACAAGGAAGGCAUCAAACAGAUAGGAGAGGACAAGGCAGCAGUGCCGGUGACGGACACUGAGUUCAGCCAGUCAGUGAAUCCGCAGAACUUCUGUACAGGCGUGUCUCUGCAUCACCAAGCCCUUAUUCAGAAUUCAGGCCCUUUGAUUGACAUGUCAGACAUUCGACCUGGCACAAACCCAGUGUCCCGAAAGAGCAUAAAAUCAGCCCACAGUUCUAGAAACAGGUACUCCAGCCAGUGGACACUUAGCCGGCCGAGUCAGAGCCAGUCAACCGCCUCGGCACGAACGCUGACAUCUGACUGGCGGACGAUGGGCUCUCAUGGCAUCACAGCCACAGAGAGUGACAGCUAUAGUGCCAGCCUCUCACAGGACACAGAUAAAGGUCGGAACAGCAUGGUGUCCACAGAGAGCGCCUCCUCCACCUAUGAGGAGCUGGCUAGGGCGUAUGAGCACGCCAAGCUGGAGGAGCACCUGCAGCACGCCAAGUUUACCAUCACGGAGUGUUUCAUCUCUGAUAGCUCAUCUGACCAAAUGACGACAGGUACUAAUGACCCAGCAGACAGCAUGACCUCCCUCAGCACACCCUCUGAACCAGGCAUCUGCCGCUUCACUGCCUCACCACCCAAACCGCAGGACUACGACCGUGGUAAAAAUGUGGCUGUGCCCAUUCCCCACCGCGCUAACAAAAGUGAAUUCUGCAACCUACCCCUCUACAUGAAGACGGACCCAUUCUUCCGCAAGCAAGGGGAGCUGCAUGACCCAUGCCCGGCUGUGCCGCCACGGGAAGCAUCAAUCCGCAGCUUGACGCAGCGGGCGUAUCACACCCAGGGCCGUCACAAGACUCUAGACCCUGCGAAGCAGGCCCAGACACUGGGCCAUUCUGGGCUGGGCAGUUUGGGUGUGAGCUCUGGCACUGCCACCUUGCCUCAAAGGACUCUCACCAUGCCCAGCUCCAAUAAUGCAGCAACAGCUUCCACUUCCAGCACGAGCAGCAACCCCACCAGCAGUAACAAGGUGGGGGGCUCCAGAGACUCGCUCCUAGAGAGCAGCUCCUCUGCACUGGGGAGGCUGCAGAAACAGAGUGUGGGGGCCUACUCCAAGUCAUACACGCUUGUGUAGUCCAUUCUUCUGCACAGACUGCUGUCCCACUCCUCAGCCAGCCCCACUCUGGCGCUCUUUGGUCUGGGCCAGAAUGGGCAUGCAACCAUUUUUUCUUUAAACCCAACAAAUGGUGAACUGCCCAGCAUCCUGUCUGAUUUACCUUGGGAAAGAUGUUGUCCCAGACAGAGACCCAGCUAACCCUACUUUUCAUGUUCAUGUGGGACUCUAUAAAAGAACUACUAACUCCAACUAACAGUUCCAGCCGGCUGGUGCUCAGCUUCAGUCAGCUCUCACAGGAGCUGCACAAAAACCAGGAAGUGAUUCUGUGGUCAUUUUUGAAAUAU
Archocentrus centrarchus (flier cichlid) is the source of this 6635-nucleotide messenger RNA. RefSeq names its product Down syndrome cell adhesion molecule-like protein 1 homolog. Gene Ontology annotation, biological process: axon guidance; cell-cell adhesion; brain development. The transcript has 33 exons. NCBI's taxonomy places the organism in Eukaryota, Metazoa, Chordata, Actinopteri, Cichliformes, Cichlidae. Gene Ontology annotation, cellular component: axon; plasma membrane. Gene Ontology annotation, molecular function: cell-cell adhesion mediator activity. The record is from RefSeq and is a predicted model, not a curated record. The coding region runs from base 1 to 6309 and encodes 2102 amino acids.